CCUGACGACAUACGCGUAAUUAGAACUCUCUUUUUUACCUGUCAGAUUUUGACCUGUUAUCUCUUCUCCCGUUGCCGUGGGCUCAAAAGAGUUGCGUUGAGUCGCGAGAGUUGCUAGUGGCUUUACUACCUAAUUAUGCCCAUCUCUGCUAUGUACGGCAUUCAAGCCGGGGCGAGACGGGAGCUAGUGAGGCUCUCUUGUCUCCUGCCAAUACGAACGAGCCAACCUUGUCCUGUGGAUUUUAGGAUCCGGACCCCAGAAAAAGAACAUCAGCAUCUUCGCGGUCCUAGCGUCUUACGGACCCUUCCCGUUGCAGGGUGUGCCGGUUUACAACACCCUAGCCCUUUUCUAUUGCCGGGGUUUUGCAUGGUCGAUAUGACUACGCCGUUAAGCUUACCAGAGUAACUGAUUUGUUCUUUUUGCGAACCCUUUUCCUUUUUCUAUGCGAAGAGGAAAAAACCGCGAGAUUCAACCCCUGAUCUUGAGGAUCGACAAUAACUCGAAGUCGCUUAGGUAACACUACAGAUUGUAACUGCGUGAAAAACUCUGUCUCUGUCCCUGUCUACGAAUGUAGACGUCUCUAUAUUAUAAAUGAGUUACCAAACCCGCUUUGCGGCCGCCGAGUAAAGAGCGAUCCCCAUCAGCCGCUGAGACACAGUCACCGCAUGCAGUGACUAGCUUCCGCCUCGGAGAAUUUCCCCACGAGAAGUCCAAGAUGCCGACCCAGGAGGAUGUGAACAUCGAGUCGUACACCGAGUAUGCUCUCGGCAUGGCAAUAUUCCUCACUCGACUCAUCACUCGAUUAAUGCUGGUGGGCUUCCGAGGAUUGUACUGGGACGACCUCUUCACUGUUGUUGCUAUCUCUUUCUGGACGACGGAUUUAGUUAUCUUACAACAGAUAGGUGUCCAUGGAAGUAGUGUCGGACAGACCUACGCAUCAGCAGAGCUCCUCGACGAUGCCAAGGUGGAAAGUUUUAGAAUCGGCGACAAGCUGACCUUCGCUUCUUGGAACUGCUACAUCUGCCUCAUCUGGUCGAUGAAGGCCGUUGUCCUGUUUUACUAUGAUCGUCUUACUAUGAACCUCUGGCAGAACAAGCUGGCCAGGUAUAUUCGUAUCGGAACUUUAAUAACCUUCACUAUUGCCAUCUUGUUCCAAUACUUGCUUUGUACGCCCAUCGAGUUGGCAUGGCAAGUCAAGCCUUAUCCAGGAGAUAAAUGUGUUUUCCGUAGAGAGAACUACAUCAUAUACCCGAUCCUCAGUAUUCUUUCAGAUUUGGGUAUUAUGGCUAUUCCACUUCCAUUGUUAUGGCAGGUCAAGAUUCCCGUUUACCGCAAACUUAUUCUUGGGUUCCUUUUCGGAUCUGGUAUCUUCAUUAUCAUCGCUACUCUGCUACGAACGGUUUACUCCCUUCGAUCUCUCCUCGAUCUCCUCGUCGCUACGCAAUGGGCCACCCGCGAAUAUUUAGUUACCGCAUUCGUCGUUUCCGCGCCAGCUAUCAAGCCGUUGUUUAGCAAGCGCCUUUGGGGUCUUAAGGGGUCGACAACUCAAUCAGGAACCGGUGAUCGAUAUGGGUCUGGUGGAUCUGCGCUACGUUCUGGGAAGGGAUCCAAGGCCAACAGUCACUCCGUCGUAGUCGAAAGCCAGAACGGCGGCGGAAACACCGGAAGUUCGUCUGGGGGAAAAGCAUUCGAGAUGCCCUCUCGAGGCUGGCCUAGCAGGAAAGGGAACAAUGCCAAGAUAAGAUUACCGAGCGAAGCGAGCCAGGAACAUUUUGUACAGUACUCAGACGAGGAAGCGGGUAUCUACGUCACGGAGACGUUUACGGUCUCGAGCGAGGAACGGAAACAAACAGCAAAGAAAACGGAUGCUGAUUGAGGGAGUGGAUCAUAUGUUGAAGCUCUAACCACGAACGCUUCAUGGUCUGAGUUGAGCUCGGCUGGAAUGGUGGAGGCAUGCCUAGAGCUCGCAGAGCAUGUCGUUAGUUGCGUAGACUUCGUUGAAGCUGCCCCUGUAUAAUACAAUUAAACAUUAAUUCUAUCAUAGGUAACAGGUUA
This is a messenger RNA of Annulohypoxylon maeteangense, 2055 nucleotides long. RefSeq lists its product as uncharacterized. The coding region runs from base 716 to 1876 and encodes 386 amino acids. Lineage: Eukaryota; Fungi; Ascomycota; Sordariomycetes; Xylariales; Hypoxylaceae. The record is from RefSeq and is a predicted model, not a curated record. The transcript has 5 exons.